AUGCGUCUCCAUCCGUUGUUUUCAGUCUCGACCCUGGCAGCAGUGGCAGCUGCACAGGUGGACUAUUCUCAAUAUGUGAACGCCUUCAUGGGAUCUGAAGGUCCCACUCCAGGGCAAGGCUAUGGAGGAGGCGACAUCUUCGUCGGCGGCGCGCGUCCUUUCGGCGUCGUCAAGUUCGGCAUCGACACCACUGCGGCGAAUUGGAGCAUUGCGGUCCUGAAUGGGGGCUGGACUCCGGACGGGAAUGUGACUGCAAUAAGCAUGAUGCACGAGAGCGGCACUGGCGGCGCCCCCAAAUACGGCAUAAUUCCGCAGAUGCCUCUCACGUCCGUCGAUCCCCCGGUCAAUAUCCUCGACAAUCUCACUUACAGCCAGCCUCGAGUGGGCAAUGACACCGCUACCGUGGGCUACUUCAAGACAUCCUUGCAGAACGGUGUGACCGCUGAACUUUCCGCUUCGCAACAUGCCGGGAUAGUGCAGUACUCGUUCCCAAGCGGUGAGAAGCACAUCCUCGUUGAUGUCUCUCAUUAUCUUCCGGGCAACCCCGGCGAUCCAAGCCCCCAGUUUUACGUUGGAGGGGAGAUCGAGAUUGGGAGUGAUGGCAAGUCAUAUCAAGGAUAUGGCACCUACAUUGGCGGAUGGAACAAUGGCGCUCCGUACACCGUGUACUUCUAUGCAGAGUUUUCCGAAGCUCCCAGCAUAGCGCAGACGUUCUCCGGAGUGAACACUGACCCUAUGCCUCGGUAUCAGAACCUGGCAAACGGUGGAAUUAGCGAGCCCGUGUUCGGCAACCAGACGAAAGUGACAUCGGGGCCGAUGAACCACCGCGUGGGGGCGUUGUUCAGCUGGAACGACGGCCCAGCGUCUCAGAUCGUCUCGAGGAUAGGGAUCUCUUUCAUCUCGACCGACAAAGCUCGCUCGUACAUCGACUCCGAAAUCCCGUCGUGGAACCUGAACGACACCGUGGCUGACGCGGUCCAGGAAUGGAACCGGGACGUGUUCAGCAAGAUCCAGGUUCCGAUUGACGGCUCGGCGAACGUCACCAACCUACGACUCCUCUACAGCUCGCUGUAUUUCAUGCACCUGAUGCCCUCGAACCGUACUGGGGAAAAUCCUCUCUGGGACUCAGGCGAGCCAUUCUGGGACGACUUCUACACUCUGUGGGACAUCUUCCGCUGCACCGUCAGUUUCUAUCACAUCCUGCAGCCGGAGUACUAUGAGUCGAUGAUCCGGGGUCUCAUUGACAUAUACAGAUACCAAGGCUUCUUACCGGAUGGACGAUCUGGCAACUGGAAUGGAUUAGUGCAGGGAGGCUCGAACGCGGACAACGUCCUCGCCGACGCCUAUGUCAAAGGGCUGCGGGGGGCCAUCAACUGGACCGACGGCUACGCAGCGAUGGUGAAGGACGCCGAGGUGGUGCCGUACAACACUUACGACCCCACAGACUACUCGGCCAGCACGAAGGAAGGAAGAGGUGCUCUGGCCGACUGGCUGGAGCUGGGCUACGUCUCGCAAGACCGCAACACGCGCUGCAUCUCGCGAACCGUGGAAUACAGUCUCAACGACUUCGCGCUGAGCCAGGUCGCUGCAGGAGAGAGCCCUGGCGAUCAGCAGAAGUACCUGAAGCGAUCGGCCGGCUGGCAGCUGAUCUGGAACCACAACCAGACCAGCCUGAACUUUACCGGUUUCCUUGCGCCGAGAUUCUCCAAUGGUACGUUCAACACGAGCGGUUACGAUCCGUUGUACUGCGGCGAAUGCGAGUGGCAUGCCAUUUCCUACGAGGCCGUUCCAUGGGAAUAUUCCUUCACCGUGCCACAUGAUAUGGAAACCCUGAUUGACUUCAUGGGUGGCCCAAGCACUUUCGAGUCGCGAUUAGACCUGAUGGAAGAGGAGCUGACACUGCAGCAGUUCAAACCAGGCGUGGCCGUUCAAAAUCUCGGAGCUAAUGGUGCGGGCAUCACAACCUUGAUGAACAUCGGAAACGAGCCCGAUUUCAUGACGCCCUACCUCUACAACUACAUCAACAAGCAGGCCAAGAGCGUGCAGCAGACAAGAAGCCUUACUAACCAAUACUACAAAGACGCCCCCUACGGCAUCCCCGGGAACAGCGACGCCGGCGCCAUGAACUCGUGGCUCCUGUGGCAGCUCGUCGGCUUGUACCCGGUCGUGACGCAGCCCGUCUACCUGCUGGGCUCGCCGUGGUUCCCGGACCUGAACAUGACCGUCAACGGCAACAAGACGCUGCGCAUCACCGCGACGGGGCUGGACAAGGGGUACUACGUGCAGAGCGUCAAGGUCAACGGCCAGCCCUGGACGAAGAACUGGCUUACGCACGAUGACGUUAUGGUGGACGGCGGCACGAUCGAGUUUGAGCUCGGCCCCGAGAUGAAGUUCUGGGAGACCGGCGAGGUUCCGCCUUCGCCGGGCCAUUAUACCCUCUGA
Messenger RNA from Rasamsonia emersonii CBS 393.64, 2442 nucleotides. Its product is annotated as alpha-mannosidase. The coding region runs from base 1 to 2442 and encodes 813 amino acids. The record is from RefSeq and is a predicted model, not a curated record. Gene Ontology annotation, cellular component: nucleus; cytosol. Lineage: Eukaryota; Fungi; Ascomycota; Eurotiomycetes; Eurotiales; Trichocomaceae. Gene Ontology annotation, molecular function: peptide-N4-(N-acetyl-beta-glucosaminyl)asparagine amidase activity; carbohydrate binding. Gene Ontology annotation, biological process: glycoprotein catabolic process; protein deglycosylation; protein quality control for misfolded or incompletely synthesized proteins. The transcript has 11 exons.